Messenger RNA from Asparagus officinalis (garden asparagus), 1670 nucleotides. RefSeq names its product RNA polymerase II transcription factor B subunit 2-like. The coding region runs from base 1 to 1368 and encodes 455 amino acids. The transcript is spliced from 15 exons. Gene Ontology annotation, molecular function: double-stranded DNA binding; ATPase activator activity. Gene Ontology annotation, cellular component: transcription factor TFIIH core complex; transcription factor TFIIH holo complex. Gene Ontology annotation, biological process: nucleotide-excision repair. NCBI's taxonomy places the organism in Eukaryota, Viridiplantae, Streptophyta, Magnoliopsida, Asparagales, Asparagaceae. The record is from RefSeq and is a predicted model, not a curated record.
AUGUUGGCUGCUUUUCCCACUGUCAAGCUCGACAAGCUCUACGAGAGCUCCUUCACUUGCGUAGCUGUCCUCAGGUCUUUUCCACCGUUGGCGAAGAAGUAUGUUCUGCAAAUGUUUUUUAUUGAUUCGCCGGUUACGGCUAAGUUUAUGGAAGAGUGGGUGCUAGCAGAUGGAUAUUCUAAGCACAGAGUGGCGAUUGAUAUGUUACUUCAACUGAGGGUUUUUAUUGAGUUGAAUGACGGAAGAAAAGAGAAAAGUUACAAGAUGAAUCCAAAAUUUCAGAGCAAUAUGCAGAAAUACUUGGUCCACGGUGCAACUCUACCUAGAGAACCAAUGUCCUCUAGUAUUACAGGGAGAUUGCCUAGCUUGGAGGAGCUAGAGUCCUAUGCCCUUGAGCAAUGGGAGUGUUUCUUGUUGCAACUCAUAAGCUCAGCUCAAGCAGAGAGGUUAACAAAUUUCAGCUCCUCUAUGCUGCGAGUUUUUCAGCGAGGUCUUUUUAGUUCAAGGGAAAAUGAAGCUGCGACGCUAAUUAAGUAUGGUUUUCAGUUCCUGCUGAUGGAAACCAACGCCCAACUGUGGUACAUAGUAGGGGAGUAUAUCUCAUCUUCUGAGGAUUGUGGCGUGGACCCCACAGAUCUGAUAUCGUUUCUUCUUGAGCUUAGUUUUCAUACCAUGGGCAAGGCAUAUAACUUGAGUACGUUGACUGAUGUGCAAAGAAAUGCUAUAAAAGAUCUUGCAAGCCUGGGAUUAGUGAAACUUCAACAGGGAAGAAAAGAAAGCUGGUUUAUACCUACUAAAUUAGCUACUACUCCUUCAGUUAGCUUGUCAGACAAGUCAGCACGAAAGCAGGGAUAUGUAGUGGUGGAAACAAAUUUCAAAAUAUAUGCUUACUCGACAUCAAAACUGCAUUAUGAGAUUUUGCGAUUGUUCUCAAGGAUAGAGUAUCGACUUCCAAACCUUAUUGCUGGAUCUAUAACAAAAGAAAGUGUAGACAAUGCUUUUGAGAAGGGAAUUACUUCUGAACAGAUUAUUUCUUACCUUCAGCAGAAUGCACAUCCUCGAGUUGCUGAGAAGACAACGGCGGUUCCAGAAAAUGUUACAGAUAUGAUCAGAUUUUGGGAAGCAGACCGAAAUAGGGUUGGUAUUACCCCAUGUCAUCCUUAUGAAGAUUUCCCAUCCAAGGACGUAUUUGAAGCAGCCUGCGACUUUGCAAGGGAGCUUGAUGGCUUGUUGUGGGAAGAUUCAAAGAAGACGAGGUUGGUUGUUAAUGAAGAGCUACACCAAGAUAUGCAGGAUUUUCUCAGGCGUCAAGAAGUAACAACAUCGAAAACGUCGACAUCUAAAUUGACACCACGACCAAAAUUUUGAGUCUAUCCGGUGACGUUGAUGAUCUUUAGCACAAAGCCUGGUUCUAAGUUGAUGAAGCUCCCUGAAACCUUCAGGGUUUCAUAAUUAUUGAAUACUGUUUUGUCCAAAUUAUAAAGAGCCGUGAAAGAUUUAUGUAUAGCUAAGUAUGCUGGAGAAAUUGCUGGAGAGGUAUACAUGUGUAUUUUGAGAGCUCUUUGGCUUCCUUGGCGAACACUGAGGCACAUUUACAAAGAUUAACUGCUGCUGUUUGAAUUACUGUCUUCACAUUGCACAGGAAGAAGUACAAUUUUCUCUUUGAAUUA